Molecule: messenger RNA, 5779 nt
Organism: Toxotes jaculatrix (banded archerfish)
Lineage: Eukaryota; Metazoa; Chordata; Actinopteri; Toxotidae
Gene: eprs1
Product: glutamyl-prolyl-tRNA synthetase 1
Exons: 35
Coding region: 88-5067 (1659 amino acids)
Biological process (GO): prolyl-tRNA aminoacylation; glutamyl-tRNA aminoacylation; translation
Cellular component (GO): aminoacyl-tRNA synthetase multienzyme complex; cytoplasm
Molecular function (GO): proline-tRNA ligase activity; glutamate-tRNA ligase activity; ATP binding
Source: RefSeq, a predicted model, not a curated record
UGGAAAGUAGUCUUCUCUGUAGAUUCAGCUGGGUCUCUCCAUCACAGAAAAGGCUUCUCUACCUGUCUGAAAGAAGAGUUUCACAGUAUGGCGUUAAACCUAACCAUCAACACAAGCAAUCCGCCUCUAGGGGCUCUUCUGGCAGCGGAGCAUGUGAAGGGCAGUGUGCAGGUAUCAGUGGAGGAAGGCAAAGACACCCGCCUUCACGUCUCCGAUGCUGUCCAGUUCAGUGAUUCCAACUCUAUCAGUCGGUACUUAGCUCGGGUGGCUCCUGCUCUUGGACUCUAUGGAGCUAACAUGAUGGAGCAGACUGAGGUCGACCACUGGUUGGAGUUCAGUGCUCGGCGCCUGUGUGGUCAGCCUGGUUUUGCCGUAGCACUGGGUGAACUGGACAUGGCCCUUUCCCUGCGGACCUUCCUGGUUGGACGUGCUCUCACCCUGGCUGAUCUCUCUGUCUGGGCUGCCCUCAAAGGUCACGAGGGAUGGCCAAGCCAGGGCAAGUCCUUCACCCACAUCAAUCGCUGGUUCUCUUUCCUGAGCUCACAGGUUCCCUUCACUGCUGUGGGCAACAUGUACGCCAGUAAAAAAGCCCCAAUGAACAAAUCCAAUUCGAACGAGAAGAAGCAGGAUGUUGGAAAGUUUGUGGAGUUGCCAGGAGCUGAGAUGGGCAAGGUGGUGGUUCGAUUCCCUCCUGAGGCCAGUGGAUACCUGCACAUUGGCCAUGCCAAGGCUGCUCUGCUCAACCAGCACUACCAGGUUACAUUUAAAGGGAAGCUCAUCAUGCGCUUUGACGACACCAACCCUGAGAAGGAAAAGGAGGACUUUGAGAAGGUGAUUCUGGAAGAUGUUGCCAUGCUUCAGAUUCACCCAGACCAGUUCACCUACACCAGCGACCAUUUUCCCACCAUCAUGCGAUUUGCUGAACAGCUGCUUGCAGAGGGCAAGGCCUAUAUCGACGACACCCCUCCUGAGCAGAUGAAGCAGGAGAGGGAGCAGCGCAUUGAGUCCAAAUGCAGAAAUAACACGGUGGAGCAGAACUUGAAGAUGUGGUCGGAGAUGAAAGCAGGAACAGAGCACGGUCAGACCUGCUGCAUGAGGGCCAAGAUUGACAUGAAGUCCAACAACGGCUGUAUGAGAGACCCCACCCUCUACCGCUGCAAGAACGCUAUGCACCCCCGCACCGGAAGCACCUACAAAGCCUACCCAACAUACGACUUUGCCUGCCCCAUCGUGGACAGCUUGGAGGGUGUGACCCAUGCUCUUAGGACCACUGAGUACCACGACCGUGACGAGCAGUUCUACUGGAUAAUCGAUGCCCUGCGCCUCAGGAAACCCUACAUCUGGGAGUAUGCCAGACUCAACCUCAAUAACACAGUGCUGUCCAAGAGGAAGCUCACCUGGUUCGUCGACCAGGGAUACGUCGAUGGAUGGGAUGACCCUCGCUUCCCCACAGUCAGAGGAGUCCUGAGGAGAGGCAUGACCGUGGAGGGUCUGAAACAGUUCAUAGCAGCACAGGGAGGAUCAAGGUCAGUGGUGAACAUGGAGUGGGACAAGAUCUGGGCCUUCAAUAAAAAGGUUAUUGAUCCAGUUGCUCCCAGAUACACCGCUCUGUCCUCCUCCUAUGUGGUUCCUGUUUCUGUCCCAGAGGCUACAGAGGAGAUGAAGGAAGUGGCCAAACACCCUAAGAACGCAGAAGUGGGCAUGAAGGAGGUUUGGUACGGACCUCGAGUUCUGAUUGAAGGAGCGGAUGCAGAAACUUUCUCAGAGGGCGAGGUGGUCACCUUCAUCAACUGGGGCAACCUCAUCAUCACCAAGAUCAACAAAGGGGCUGACGGUAAGGUCGUGUCAAUGGAGGCUCGUCUGAACCUGGACAACAAGGACUACAAGAAGACAACAAAGAUCACAUGGCUCACCGAAACAAACAGUGCCCCCCUCCUGCCCACUAUCUGCAUCAACUAUCAGCCUCUGAUCUCCAAAGCUGUCAUCACCAAGGACGACGAUUUCAAAGAUUACAUUAACAAAAACAGCAAGUUGGAGGAGAAGAUGCUCGGAGAUCCCUGUCUGAAGAACCUGAAGAAAGGUGACAUCAUCCAGCUCCAGAGACGAGGCUUCUACAUCUGCGACCAGCCCUACGAGCCAGUCAGUCCUCACAGCUGUAAGGAGAGCCCCUGUGUCCUGCUCUACAUUCCUGAUGGUCACACCAAGGAGAUGCCAACUGCUGGAUCCAAGGACAAGAGCAAGAGCCAGGCCUCCAGCAACACACCUGCCACCCCUACCAAGGCUGCCUCAACCUCUGCCCCAGCACCUGCCUCAACGUCAGCUGGUGACCUGUUCUCUAGCAUUGUAGCUCAGGGUGAAGCUGUUCGUCAGCUAAAGACCGCCAAAGCCCCUAAAGACGAAGUGGACAAGGCUGUUCAGCAGCUGCUUUCUCUAAAGGCUCAGUUUAAGGAGCAGACGGGUAUGGACUACAAGCCAGGCAUGACUCCUCCCACCUCUGCUCCAGCCCCGCCCACAUCAUCAACAGACUCCACCUCCUGUCCAUUCACCCGCGUUGCCCAACAGGGUGAGCUGGUCAGGAAACUGAAGGCAGAGCAGGCACCUAAGGACCAGAUUGAUGUAGCAGUGAAGCAGCUCCUCGCUCUAAAGGCCGAGUUUAAAAAGCUGACUGGUCAAGAGUACAAACCAGGGAUGGCCCCGCCCACCGCCGCUUCCCCUGCUUCUUCCCCUGCGACCAACUCUUCCUCUUCUUCGGACCUCUAUGAGCGUGUUGCACAACAGGGGGAGGUCGUGAGGAAACUGAAGUCUGAGAAAGCCCCCAAGGACCAGAUUGAUGCAGCAGUGAAACAGCUACUUGCCCUGAAGGCAGAGUAUAAACAGGUCACAGGCCAAGAGUACAAGCCUGGAGCUGCCCCAGUUCAGAAAGCCCCUGCUCCUGCUCCUGCUCCUGCCCCUGCCCCAGUCCAGAACAGCCCCAGCCCUGCCCCUGCUGCCACCGGGCUCUAUGAGAAGGUAGCUGAACAGGGAGAAGUGGUCAGGAAGCUGAAAGCUGGAAAAGCUCCCAAGGAUCAGGUCGAUGCUGCAGUGAAGCAGCUGUUGGCUCUGAAGGCAGAGUACAAACAGCAGACCGGACAGGAUUACAAACCAGGAUUGCAAGCCCCAGCUAACCCUGCCCACACCCAGUCCAGCUCCCCCUCAACCCAGACCAGUUCUUCUCCACAGGCCCAGGAGCUGUUCUCACAGGUGGCCCAACAGGGAGACCUGGUGAGAAAGUUAAAGUCUGAGAAGGCCCCCAAGAAUCAGGUAGAUGAAGCCGUGAAGACUCUACUGGAACUGAAGAACAAAUACAAGACGCUUACUGGAGAGGACUACAAACCAGUGGCUGCUACUGGAGCAACUGGUGGAGAGGACAAAAACCGCAAGGAGAAGGAGAACAAAUCUGAGAAACAGGGAGGAGGAGGAGCAGGAGGAGGCAAGAAGGGUAAAGGAGACAAGGCCGGUCAGGGCAAGGAAUCCUCAGGAGGAGCAGGAGGCUCAGGAGAGGGUCAAGGAUCCAAGAAACAGACACGGUUGGGCUUGGAGGCUAAGAAAGAAGAGAACCUGGCUGACUGGUACUCCCAGGUCAUUACUAAAGCGGAGAUGAUUGAGUAUUAUGAUGUUAGUGGCUGCUAUGUGCUGCGGCCCUGGGCCUUUUCCAUCUGGGAGUCCAUUAAAGACUUCUUUGACCGGGAAAUUAAAAAGCUCGGUGUGGAGAACUGCUACUUCCCCAUGUUCGUCUCUCAGGCCGCCCUCGAGAAAGAAAAGUCCCACAUUGAAGACUUUGCUCCAGAGGUUGCCUGGGUAACCCGGUCAGGAAAAACAGAGCUGGCAGAGCCCAUUGCUGUCAGACCCACCAGUGAGACAGUGAUGUACCCGGCCUAUGCUAAAUGGGUCCAGUCCCACAGAGACCUGCCAAUCAAACUCAACCAGUGGUGUAAUGUUGUGAGGUGGGAGUUCAAACACCCCCAGCCCUUCCUGAGGACAAGAGAGUUCCUGUGGCAGGAGGGACAUACAGCAUUUGCCACAAAAGAGGAGGCAGCUGAGGAGGUGCUUCAGAUCCUGGAUCUGUACGCCAGGGUGUAUGAAGAGCUGAUGGCGAUCCCCGUGGUGAAGGGGAGGAAGACAGAGAAAGAGAAGUUUGCAGGAGGAGAUUACACCACUACUGUGGAGGCAUUCAUCUCCGCCAGCGGCCGAGCCAUUCAGGGUGCUACAUCCCACCAUCUUGGCCAGAACUUCUCCAAGAUGUUUGAGAUUGUGUUUGAGGAUCCGAAGAAGCCGGGCGAGAAGCAGCUGGCUUUCCAGAACUCCUGGGGAAUCACAACCAGGACCAUAGGUGUCCUCACCAUGGUCCAUGGAGACAACAUGGGGCUUGUACUGCCACCCAGGGUCGCCUGCCUGCAGGUUGUCAUCAUCCCAUGUGGACUCACCGCCUCCCUGCCAGAGGAGGAGAAGGAGGCACUAUUGGCCCUGUGCUCUAAAUACCUGAGCAGGCUGCAGGGUGCUGGCAUCAGGGUGAAGUCUGACCUCCGAGAUAACUAUUCCCCAGGAUGGAAGUUCAACCACUGGGAGCUCAAGGGAGUUCCUAUUCGUCUGGAAGUUGGCCCUAAAGAUAUGCAGCAGCGUCAGUGCGUCGCAGUGAGGAGAGACUCAGGCGCGAAGGUGACAGUUCCAGAGGGAGAGGUGGAGAAGAGGCUGGUCGACAUGUUGGAGGACAUCCAGAACAGCCUGUUCAAGAAAGCCUCAGAUGACCUGAAGAGUCACAUGGUGGCUGCAGACACAAUGGAACAGUUCCAGAAAGAGCUGGACCAGGGCAAGAUUGUCCAGAUCCCAUUCUGUGGAGAAAUCAAGUGCGAGGAUUGGAUCAAGAAAACCACUGCCAAGGACCAGGACCUGGAGCCUGGAGCUCCAUCCAUGGGAGCUAAGAGCCUGUGUAUCCCCUUCUCUCCACUGAAGACGCUGCAGCCUGGUCAGUCAUGUGUUGGCUGUAAGCAGCCUGCACAGUACUACACCCUGUUUGGACGCAGCUACUAAAAACCUGUUCUGAUCUUAAAAGGGGGAUGAACACCGUAGUUGAAAAGGGCUUUCCUACCCUCUACAUUUCUUUGUGAUGUCCUGUGGGUGUCUAGGUCAAUCAGUAGGGGCAUGGAGGUGACUCGACUGUGGGAUUUACAAUGGGAAUGUCUCUGUUUUUUUCUUUUUUUUUUUUUUUUUAAUUUUUUUUAACAUGUUAACAUUGUUAUAAUACAUCGAAAAGGAAGUGGAGGUUAAAGAAAACGUUAACUCUUAGAAUUCCAUUAUAAGAGAAAACAGCUGUAGUGCUGUUUCUCACCUACUCUCUACAGACCACAUCAGAAGAACACUCGCUUUCCACAAGUGGUUUGUUUGAUGGAAAUUACCAACAGAAACCAGACAUAUAACACAUCUUUGCUUUCAGGCAAGUUUGUCUACAUGUAACAUGUCAUCUUUUGGAGUCCUAAAUGUGACUAAUGAAAUAGUGAAAGCUUCUGAUGGAUUUUGGAAACCUCUAUUAUUAUUAUUAUUAUUAUUAUUAUUAUUAUUAUUAUUAUUAUUGGGUUUUUUUCCCCAUAACUGCCUGCUUAAAAUUUCAGAUUUCACAUUCUUUCUAGUAUAAUAUUUAUGUCAGCAUUGAUGAAUUGAGUGGGUUAGGCCUUUAAAAACUUGGUAAAGCAAACAAACAAAAAAAAAAAAAUCAAAGUACCAACAGGUGAAAAAAAAUUCCAGA